AAUGUUAUUUCCAGGUGUAAACAGAGAGUUGAAAGAAGGAUAUGAAAGUGAUAAGGAUGGGGUGAAGAACAUCUGCACUGAAACGGAUAAUUCAUUUCAGAAAGAAAACAAAGAUGUUGAAACAGCAGGAGUCAAAGCCGAUCAAGAUAAAAUACAGCAUCUAUUUCACAGACUUUACCUUGGAGGCAGGCGCCACAAUAAACUGAGAGCUGCAGAUGUUCUUCAGAUAACUGAACAUUCGUUACAGCCUCAUGAGUCUUGUGUUGAAGAGGAGCUGGUUCAGACUUUCAUUGAAAAAAUACUGAUGAUGGACUACAGAGCAAGAUUCAUCAGUGUUAAGGAGACAAAUGAACAGGAUCAACAGAGAGAUGCUUACUCGUCUGAAGAUGAGGGUGAUUUGUUUGAAUGUGUUCUUCACAUUACUUCGUCAAACACAGUUAUAGGCCAAUCUGAGCGAAUCCACCCGAUGGAUGUUCAGAUGGCGGUGUUUCAUUGUGCUGAUGGUUUCCUGAAGCAACUGAUGGUGACUAAACUGUCCCAGUGUCAGUACGCUCUGCUUCUGCUUGUUCCUGAUCCAGUCACAAAACAGAUUGAGUUUCCUCUCUGGACAUUCAGACAAAUCAACAAGAGCUGGAAGACGAGAAACACCAACAAUGAGACCAUCAGUCAAUCCCAUCCGAUCUACAAGACACAAACUCCUAUGGUGUUUUUCUUCAGGUUUGGCUCUGUGUCUUCAUCCAAGUCUCAGCUGAUGAACAGUUUGAUCAAUGAGAAACACAACACGUUCUUCCACAGGAACUGUCCAGGCAGCUGCAGAACCAGAGUCCUGAUGGAUGGAGUGGUGGAGAUUGCCUGGUUCUGCCCUUCUGGGAAAAACACAGAUCAAUUCACUGACUGUGUUGCAUUCUGUAAUCUACACGGUGAUUCAGGAGACCAUGAGAAACAGUUGCAGAUCCUCACUGAAAUGGCCUCAGUCAUUGUUGUUCUUUUGCCACGACUGGACAGGAAUGACAGAAGUGCAGCAAUGAUGAAUAACCUGUUUGGAAACAAAAAGCCACUCAUUUGUCUUUUUACGGAGGAUGAAUUUACUGUAAUGAAGAUAAAGAAAAGAAAAUUCAAAAUCGGUUUGAAAUACAGAAAUCAGUCAGAUGUGUCUGAAGAACUUAGAAGAACUAUAAAAGAGUGUCUCUCAGAAACAUCUUCCACUUUCAGACUUGAAGAUGUGUCCAAGCACUCAGAUAUCAGAGUAGAUGAGGAAGAUGAUGACAGCAGGAGAGGAAGAGCAGCAGCACAGCAGAUGAUGAGUUUACUGGAGAAUAAAGAUCUGACAGAAAUCAAGGAAUUAUUUCUGCCUCAUCAGGGGAAACUGUGGCAUCAGUGGAGUCAGAAGAACAAAGAACUACAUCGACCUCGAGGAGAAGAAAUAAAAAUGGAAAUAAGUACAAAAACAAUAGAAAUGAAUAAAAUCCGUGAAAAACAGCAUGAAUCUGACAUGAGUAAGUUUAUGAAGAUCUUUAUUAAAGAAAUGGACUCACAUAAUGAACAUGGAAAGAUGUUUUUCCUCAAAUGGCUCAGAAUCCUUUUGGAUGAACAUGCAUCAAGUGACCUUUCUGCUCUUCUUCACAAAUAUGAUAAAGCAUGGUCAGCAGUCUUGAAACUGAAAGACAGCAGUAAUAAAUCUGAACAACAUAAAGCUAAACAAACUGAACUUGAGAAAAUAUCUGAGGAGCUUCAAGCUGCUACCUUUGGUCUGGAGCACAUCAUGAGGGAAAUCGGUCAGAUCUAUGAAUCAUGUUCAUCUGUGAAGAAGAUCAAGAAAGACCUGGAGGUUCACUUCUCUUCUCUCCCGAGUCUUGCAGCACAGAUGAUGAUCUCUGGAUUUCCUCUGGAGCUGAUGGAUGGAGAUGCUGCUCAUGUGAUCUGGAUCUCUGCUGUUCUAGAUCAACUCGUCCAGAAACUGGGAGACCAGCGAGUCUUUGUGCUGUCAGUUUUAGGGAUUCAGAGCUCUGGGAAAUCCACCAUGCUGAACGCUAUGUUUGGACUUGAGUUUGCCGUCAGUGCAGGCAGGUGCACCAGAGGAGCUUUCAUGCAGCUGGUCAGAGUCUCAGACGCGAUGAAAACACAGAUGAAGAUUGACUUCAUUCUGGUUGUUGAUACUGAGGGACUUCGUGCUCUAAAACUGUCUGGAAGAUCAACAAGAGAUCAUGACAAUGAAUUGGCCACAUUUGUUGUUGGAAUUGGAAAUCUGACCUUGAUAAACAUCUUUGGAGAAAACCUGUCUGAGAUGCAGGACAUUCUUCAGAUUGUUGUUCAGGCCUUCCUGAGGAUGAAGAAGGUCAGACUGAAUCCCAGCUGUGUGUUUGUGCAUCAGAACGUUUCAGACGUCACAGCUGAAGAGAAAAACAUGGAGGGAAGGAGACGACUGCAGGAGACACUGGAUGAGAUGACAAAACUCGCUGCUAAAGAUGAAGUCUGUGAUGCAGAAUGUUUCAGUGAUGUCAUUAGAUUUGAUGUUCAGAAAGAUGUGAAGUAUUUUGCUCAGCUCUGGGAGGGCAGCCCACCAAUGGCACCACCAAACCCAAACUACUGUGAGAACAUUCAAGAACUAAAGAAAACUAUUCUUUCUCAUGCCGCAAAAUCACAUGGAAUUAUGCUGAAAGACUUAACAGUUCGUGUUGAAGAUCUCUGGAAGGCUUUACUGAGUGAACGAUUUGUCUUCAGCUUCAGAAAUUCUCUGGAGAUCUCAGCUUACAGGAAACUGGAAACGGAAUACAGCAAGUGGUCCUGGAGUCUACGCAGUGCCAUGAUGGAAACUGAGAACAAACUGCACAACAAAAUAGAAAAUGAAGUAAUUCAUGAGAUUGAGAGAAAAUAUCUUGAAACACAACUGAAGAAGACAAGUGAAGAAGUAGAACAAUCAAUGUCUGAUUUCUUUGAAAAUGACAAAGAUAAAGAUAUACUGAUUCAAUGGAAAACAUCAUUUAAAAUCAAAAUCGAAGAACUUCAGGAAAACAUUGUGAGGGACACAGAGAAGAAACUAAAUGAGGUUCUUAAACAGCGAGACUUGAAGAAAGAGAUUGACGCUCAGAGGAAACAUCGUGAAGACACUCUCUAUGAAAAGAGCAAAGAACUUGCCUUAGAGCUCAAAUAUAAAAAUAAUAAUGAAGAAACAUUGAAGAAAGAGUUUGAUUCCUUUUGGGAACAGUGGACAAAGGAGAUCAUCACAGACACCUCUCCAAUCAAAGAAAUUAACAUAAUGAGAGAUGUGAGAGAGAUCCUCAGGGACAUCUAUGGAAGUGUUUCUGUAGAUCACUCGAGGGAGAGCAAUGAGUACAACAAAGUUGUCACUGUGCAGAGUUAUUCAGAAUAUGUACAGUUAAAAAAAAACAGUGGAUUUAAAGGACAGGUUAAACAUGCCUUCAGCUCAGCUUUAGGUUUUGAUCCUUUACAUAAUGAGGAUGAAACCCAGAUAAGAUCAUUUGUCACAGAUGUUGUUCAGCAGACAGACAAAGAGAUUCAGUCAUUUAACAUUUCAAAGAUGGGCUAUAACAAAAGCUGCAUUCAAAAACUCACAGGUUACAUCAAGGCAAGAAUAAUACAACAUGAGGAAGGAUGCCUGAAAUAUGUGUUCAAGAAUGAAUUCUUCAUGGAUUUGGUUCUUUCCAUCUGUGAGAGAGCAAACAAGAUGAUCACUGACGAACACACAAUGUUUACAGAAGCCAAUAAUCCUGUCAAAUAUGUUCAGAAAAAGAGAGAAGAGUACUAUAGUAUUUUCCAGAAAUACUGUCAAGGAGCAACAUCAGCUGCUAUUUGUGGUGAGAUCAUCUGUCAGAAACUUAAAGAUCCCAUCGAGCAGAGUGUCCACAAGAAGACUGCUAGAGAUCUGGCAAAUGAAAUGAGAACAGAAUGUCCAUCACUAAAAGAAAACCGAUUAAAACUGGAGAAGCACAUCCUGGAGACACUGGCAGAAGAGGAGGACUUUGACAAAUACAUGAACUACAUUCAUAAUCCCAGAGAUCACUUCAAGAGUUUCAUUAGAGAUGAAGUCAAUCGAUAUAUCACUGCUAAGUUCAGUGAAAGUGUUUUACCAAAGAUAAAGGAGAACACUGAACUCCUGCAGCAGAAGAUCAUGAAAGCAGUUCAUGAAUCUACUGGACAUGUCAAAGUGAAUAGAGGAGAUGAAUCUACUGAACAUUUUCAAGAGAAGAGAGGAGAUGAAUCCACUAAAUAUGUUCAAGAGAACAGAGGAGAUGUUGGUUUGUGGUUAAAGAGUUUCACACAGCAGCUCUCAGAUGAGCUGAUCUUCUCUGAAAAAGAUCUCAGUGGAGUGAAAUAUGAUGAUUUUGAUUUCAAACUCCUAGAAGAUGUGAUGAGAAAAGAACUUGAUCAUGUGAUCUCUAUUUCUGACAGUAGUUUCAACACAAAUACUUUUAAUGAAAAGCUGGACUUAAACUUCAGACCAGAUGAGCUUCUGUUUUCUCAUUUCUGUCAGUGCUGUUGGGUUCAGUGUCCGUUCUGUGGAGCCUUCUGCACCAGCACAAUAGAAAACCAUCCUGGAGAUCACAGUGUCCCUUUCCACAGAGUGACUGGAAUUAAAGGAACUUCUUACUAUCAAACAGAUGAUCUCUGUGCUGAUUUCUGCACAACUUUAGUGACAAGUAGAAAACAAUUUCGUGUUUCAGAUAAGAGUUUUCCAUGCAGUGACUACAGAAGUGCAGGAGGAGUUUAUGAAAAGUGGGACAUCACCCCUGACCCUCAUGGACUGCCAUACUGGAAGUGGUUUGUGUGCACAUUCCAGGGAAAACUGGAAAAUCAUUAUAAUAAAAAAUUCAAGGAUCAGGGUGAGAUUCCACCUGAAUGGGGAAUGAACGAAAAACAAGCUGCUAUUCAGAGUUUGAACAAAAUGAUUGUUUCAAACUAAUGGAACCGAUAAGACUUAAACCCCCUUUUAUACCACUCAUUUAAAGAACAAUCUAAAAUAUAAACAUACAAUUCCCCCUACAUUAUAAGACUUGUCGUGGCAGGUGAUUCAUUAGAUGUGCGGAGGAACGUGGAGGAAAACAGGACAGAAUCUCAACUGAUGGAGCAGCAGGAAAUUGUUUUUAGAAUAAGAAUGAUUUA
Molecule: messenger RNA, 5121 nt
Organism: Carassius carassius (crucian carp)
Lineage: Eukaryota; Metazoa; Chordata; Actinopteri; Cypriniformes; Cyprinidae
Product: interferon-induced very large GTPase 1-like
Exons: 2
Coding region: 2-4921 (1639 amino acids)
Molecular function (GO): GTP binding
Source: RefSeq, a predicted model, not a curated record